Messenger RNA from Ceutorhynchus assimilis (cabbage seed weevil), 5947 nucleotides. NCBI's taxonomy places the organism in Eukaryota, Metazoa, Arthropoda, Insecta, Coleoptera, Curculionidae. The record is from the annotation of a GenBank genome assembly.
CUCAUCAUUUGUUUUGUUUUUCUACUACAAAAGAAAAACAAAUUUAUACAUUUUAUAAUCGACUUCCUUUUCUUUCUCUGCUGAUUAUUAUUUUCAUUUGUAAUUCAGAAUCUCUCGUAAAAUGGAUCCGGACAUUGAAAUUCGUAAAUUGCCACCAAGCGUGGUAAGAGAAUUUUCUUCGAUACUAGAUUAUGAUGACUCUUGGAAGAGGCUUAUGGCUAUUAUACCCAAGCAAUUAAGCAAAAAUGGAUACAACAGUGACAUAAGUGCAGAUAACUUAGCAAAAUAUAAUUCUGAACACUUUAAAAUAGUUGAAUUGGGCGGAAUCAGACUCAAUAGAUCUUGUACUGAAAUCUUAUUUGACGAAUGGGGCACUUCUGGAAGACCUCGGGCCACCAUUGGCCAUGUAAAAUAUCUUCUCACAAAAGCACAGCUUUUCAGAGCUGCUGAUUACGCAUCUAAGCUCUUGGGCGAAGAUCCACCUCCUAGACCUGCCAGUGGUCCUGCUGCAACUAUAAAAAUUAAUUCAUCAGAACUUGCCGCUUCUAUCGAUGUUGAGAGGCAUUUGGAUGAAAUUAAUUAUCCCCAAGUGGCCAUACAACAAAUAAGAAAUAAGGAAUCGGAAAUUAAGAAUCUUGUCUCAGUCAUUCCUGCAAUAUUUGUUAGCGAAGUAAAAACUACUGCAGAAACUGUUCAAAUUCCUUUAGUAGUUCCAAAAGAAAAACCACACACUUCAGAAGAAGAAACUGCUAAUGUGGACAGUUUAGCUUCAGUAUUAGUUCCUGAUAUACCAAAUCUCUUACAAGGGUCAAGUGAGUCACAAAUUGAACCAGCCUCUACCCACCUUAUGACAACCAAUUCCAAUUCCAAUAAUGAAGAUUUUAUUCCAGCAAUUAGUCAAAUGUUAAAACAAGAAAGUGCUGAUAUUAGUUCUACCACCAAUACAGAAGAAUCAAUAGAAGCAUCAGAUACUUCAAGCUAUACCAUAGAUAGUGACAUCAUUCUUGGCUCAACUGCAAUGAACUCAAACAAAAUGAAUACAAAUUCUGAUUUGAUACCCAAAUUUGAUUCAGAUAUAGUACCAAAAAUGUAUUCAGACUCUAUACCCAAUUUAGAUUCAGAAUUGAUACCAAAAUUAGACUCAGAAUUAAUACCGACAUUAGAUUCAGAAUUGAUACCAAAAUUAGACUCAGAAUUAAUACCCACAUUAGAUUCAGAAUUGAUACCAAAAUUAGAUUCAGAAUUAUUACCCACAUUAGAUUCAAACUUGAUAUCCAAAUCACAUUCAGAUUUAAUACCUAACUUUGAGAUGUUGCAACUGAGCAAUGAAAAUGACCAUUCAAAUAUAUCACUGACAGGCUCUAGUUCAGACGCUUCAAGUUCCGUUUUGCCUAGUAUCUCUCUCAAUACUCAGCUUCCUCAUUUUGACUAUAGCAAGCUGGAAGAUGCUACAAAUAGGUUCUCAUCUGACAAAGAAAAUGGAAGGUUUUUGGGUGCUGGAGCUUUUGGAUCUGUUUUUCUGGCUACAGACCUGUUGGAUAAACCAGUUGCUGUGAAGAAAAUAUUUCUAGAUCAUGAAAAACUAUCAAACGAAAUAGAGCAAAUCACAGAACAAUUCAGGAACGAAGUAGAGCUUUUAUGCAAAUACAAACAUGACAACUUGGUUUCAUUACUUGGUUAUUCUUGUGAUGGUCCUACAUACUGUUUAGUGUAUGAGUAUGUAUCUGGAGGCUCAUUGUUUGAUGUAUUACAGAAUAAUCCCCAAAAAAUAUUGUGGAAAUCAAGAAUACAAAUCUCACUAGGAACUGCAAGAGCGAUUGCUUACUUACACACAGCUUUUUCCACACCUCUUGUUCACCGAGAUAUUAAGUCGGCCAAUAUUUUAUUAGAUGACAACAACAAUGCAAAGCUUGGCGAUUUUGGCAUCGUAAAACUACUACCAAGUCAAAACACCGAGUUGGAGUCAACCCCUUGUGGUACUUCAGCAUAUAUGCCACCAGAGUAUCAUAAUGGAGAAAUUUCUGUUAAACUUGACACAUUUAGUUUUGCCGUGGUUCUUUUGGAGCUUUUAACAUCCCUUCCACCACUUGAUUAUCAUAGACCAGGAGGUGACUUGGUUACAUAUGUAGAAGAUCACUGUGAGGAUUCAAUUGACGCAUUAUUAGAUACAAAAAUUGGCACUUGGAGAGAAAACAGAAUAAAUUUCGCACAAGAACUGUACUAUUUAACUCUAGAGUGUUUGAAAGAGAAGAUGUCAAGGCUCCCAAUGGUUGACGUAUUAAGAUUGUUAGAAUGCAUACACGACAAACUAGGAAAGUAGUUUUUUUUAACGUAGGUGUUUGCACAGAAAAACAAAUCCCGCCAAAUUAAUAAAAUUGAUGACAUGCCGAUUUUUUAUUUGAUGCUAGUCAGUAUUUUCUUUUCGAUUCAGUAUUCUUUGUUUUAUAAGUUCCAGUUUCAUAAAUAAAAGUAACUGCUCGAUAAAAAUGCACCAAUGUGAAUUUCUGAUUAUUGCUAACCCAUCAAAUUCCAUACCAUGGAAGUAAAGCGUUUUGAACACUAAUUGAACACAUGCCAAAUAUCUUUUAUUCUUUGUUUCGGAACUUUACUCAUCACACUGAUCCUUUGAUUUUUUACAAUCAAUACUGAGUCACACAGUAUCCCACCAAGCCAAAAUCUAACUGAAAGUGUUGAAUCCUCAUAUAGCGUGGUUUUUGUUCGAAAACAGUUAAAGCGAAUAAUGAACCUUCAAAAUAGUUUGUAGGUUUCUUUGUUCAACAAGACACUGUACAUACUUUAGACAAAAACCCGCUAUCUUGCGGGCCUCUAAAAAGUCUGAAUGUUCCACUAGAAUAUUCUCUCAAAAAUUGCGUAUUUCCGGGAAAUAUCGCGAGUUGACAAUUCAGUCAUUCUGGAGGCCUGCCACUGCGGAUUUGCAUAGCACAAUCAGAAUUUAAUUGGCAUAUCUCUCUCGAAAAGAUGCUACAUAAUUAUCAAAUUAAAUGAAUUUUAAAUAAUCGAUGUUGGUAUAAUAGUACCACUAAUACUUGUGCAAAUACCUACCUGAAAAAAAUUUAAAAAAAUUAAGGCUGUUAGAGAAAAGAGUUAUAUUUUAAUGAAACAGCCUCCAAGACUUGAAGCGACACAAAACUUUGACACAUUUAUAAAAUAAAACCCUUUUCUCCAUUUAAAUUGUUUGUAAUCAUCUCUGUUAUUGUUAGUUGUUCGGGAGAAACGAAAAUGUAUUUUUUUUAAAUGUAAAAAGAUAAUACAGCUUUUAGAUUUAUUUACAGUUUAGACAAUAAUCAUGUAUGUAACGUAUAGGGGAGAGUGUUACACCUUUCUAUAUUGUCGAAUAUAUAUACCAAAUUGGGUCUUUCACUGCAAUUGUUACAACAUACUUCACUUACAUUGAUUAAAAUCAUGACCUUUUUGCAAGCAAUUACACAGUUUUAUUAAUUUUAUUUAUUCCUUUUUUUAUUUUUGAAGGAAGUGCAAUAAAAUCAGCACAUUUGUAAAAAGAGUGCUGUAUGAUGUGAACAUGGCUAUCGGUCUAACUGUUUUGCAGCUACGGCCUUUCGGAGAUUGUCCUUACAAAAUGUUGGUACAUUUUCUUGUUUAAAGUUGUACCCGCUGCAAAAUACUGGCAAAUACUUUCUCUGGAGGCCCAUUAACCAUUAAAUUGCUUUUAGGAUUUUUCUACAGACCAAUUCAUACAAAAGCAAAUUAUGGUUUUUCCAGGUAUAGGCUCUAGUGUCCUAAAUGAAUCACUUCUGAGACCCUAUUCAGGACGCCACAAAAAGACCGUUUUUAUUAUUAUUUUUAAAGAUAGAAUGAUGAACGGACCAGUUCGAUGUAACUAUCAGUCUGUAAUAUAUUUUCUCCUCUUUUUUUUUGAAACUCGAAAGCAUUUUUGGCCCUGCCUUAUACUGCAUCUAUUCGAUUCUAAGAUUUUAGGCGGUGCUAAAUUUGAUUUUUAUAUAUGGAGCAAAAUUUAAUUUUCAGCUAAAAUAUUUCAAUAGAUCUUUCUAAGGUGAUACUGUAAUAGAAUCAUCUGUUUAAAAGAUACUGUGCCGGUGUUAUAUCGCCGAUUUAUAUAUAGGUCUAUCCAGUUUCUAUUUUUAUUACAACCUACGAAAAUUUGCCUCCUGCAGUCAUUCAUUUUAAUAGCCCCACACCAUUUUGUGUUCACGAAAAAAAAUUAGAGACAAUAAUUCUUCAACGUAAUAUAUUAUGGAAUAAAACUUACAAAAUCCUAAAGCGAAUAAACUUCAAACUAUACUAGAUAGGUACAGGUCCCGCAAAAUAACCUGGCGAGAGCUGGCACAGGCAAAGCUAAAGCUGUAUACAAAAAAGUUUACACCCCUAACAUUUCCUAAUUUUGUCUAAUAAGCAAAUUGCUUUCUCGCCACCUCAUUUUGCGGGGCAUGUGAAGAAUAAUUACGUGCAGUACAGGGUGGCUGAAAUUCGAGCCUCAUCAUUGGGAUUUCAGAAACCGUAAGAGGAAAUAUCCGGAAAAUUCCGAAAAUUGCGAUUUUGGUUUUUAUUUUUUCCUGACUUUAUUUUAAGAGAUCAAGAAAAAUCAAGAAAACUUUCUUGAAGCACUUUUGGGUGGACUUUACUGUGGUGAUAUUACUUUAGAAAUUCGACGUUUUGGCAUCCCAAUGCCAUCAUCAACCUAAUUUUUUCUAAUACGCAUCUGGAUUUUUUUUUACAUAAUUUGUUUCGUUUUGACAUUCUAAAAUGCGUCAUAUAACACGUUAUGAAAUUUCGACCGAAAAUAUUCAUCCUCAGGCAAAAUUAUUAGUAUAAUUUUUGAAUAUGAUUCCGAGUUUUAAUCCACAUGCCAAUUUUAGUUAAAAGACAUGAUAUAAUGUUUCUUGUAUCAAAUUAAAAAAAAUAAAAACCAGAAUCACAAUUUUCUGAAUUUUCCGAAUGUAUUAGGAAUUUCUGAAAUUUUAAAACAAAUUUUGUUAAGCAUCAAAAUUUCUCAACUUUGCCAUAAUUUAACCGACCCCGUAUCUCUUACGAAAUCUCAAUGAUGAGGCUCGAAUUUGAGCCACCCUGUACAAAAUACAACCAUUUUUUAUGUCAAAUAUUCAUAAACAAUAAUCUGCAUAAAUCUGAGAUAAAUAAAGGCAUAUUUGCUGAUGGCAGCACAGCAAAUGUGUAAAGUAUAAUAAAUACAGAUUCAUAUUAAAUUAUAAAAAUGUGUAAUGUUAUUAUUUAUCCAAGCAAAAUUAUUAUUUUUGUAAAUUUUAAAUAAAUUACCAGCUUGGGAGAAAAAAUAAUUUUAUGAGCAAAUUAUUCAAAUCUAAAAUAAAGUAUAAAAUAAUAUUGUCAGUCUUCUCACUAUCCCUUUUUCCCUCAACCAUGUAAAGCUUAUUAAAAAUAUAAAUAUACUGAAAACACAUACUUAUUGGUAUAACAGUGAUUAAGUGUUUUGUGCCUACAUAAUAUAUUCAAUAUAAUAUGUAUGGUGAAAAGAUACAACACAAUUUACCCUUACACCAAAAAAAAUUAUGUAAUCUUGCCAAUUCUAGGUUAAGACAUUCGGCAUGAAAAAGCAUUAUUUCGAUUUUGUUUUUAAUACAAUAUUUGAGUUUCUCGAUUUAAAAAAUCCAGAGCCAUAAAAUACUUUUUCAAUGAGAUUCCCUUAAUACUGUUUAUAUUUCGUACAAAAAAAAUGUGUCAAACUAAAGGAAAAAUAAAUAUUUAUUUAUUGAAACCAAUACUGACUGUUUCGAAAUACAGCACAGUUAGCAAAAAUCUUGUAGCAAUAUUGCUUAUUAUUAUUACAAUAAUUACAAGUGGGUCUUUUCUGUAAGGCUGCCGAGUUCUGGUCUGCCGUUGCUGACAGGUGAAGACAACGGUUUGGAUUUAAAGCCGUGUUCUAAUAAAUGAUAAAUUUCACAUGAGUCUCGGCCUUUGGUUUCUGGGAGAUAGA